Molecule: messenger RNA, 1467 nt
Organism: Metarhizium album ARSEF 1941
Lineage: Eukaryota; Fungi; Ascomycota; Sordariomycetes; Hypocreales; Clavicipitaceae
Product: serine palmitoyltransferase 1
Exons: 4
Coding region: 1-1467 (488 amino acids)
Biological process (GO): ceramide biosynthetic process; sphingosine biosynthetic process
Cellular component (GO): endoplasmic reticulum
Molecular function (GO): pyridoxal phosphate binding; serine C-palmitoyltransferase activity
Source: RefSeq, a predicted model, not a curated record
AUGGAAAUUGAAGCCUUGCACAACCAGCUCAGCCGCGUGCUGCAGCAGACGUCUUCUGCAUUCCAGAAAGUGCCUGGCUCCGCUGUCCUUGUUCGGUACAUCCAGUCAAGCUACCAAAAUGACCCCGUGCGAUCUGCCAUUGAAUUGGAGAUUGAUGAAUUGAUUGACGACUGGGCCCCGGAGCCACUUGUUGCCGAGAGGACAGUGCUCGAAGAGACCGAGAGCGACAAGCUCCCUGUGAUCGUCGGUCCGACGGGUCCAAAAGUCAAACUACUGAACGGCCGAACAGUUGUGAACCUGGCUUCAUAUAACUUCUACAACUUCAACGCAAAUGAACAAAUAAAGGAAAAGGCUAUCCAGACCCUGCGAACUUACGGUGUCGGGCCUUGUGGCCCUCCACAAUUCUAUGGUACUCAGGAUGUUCACGUUAAGGCUGAGGCUGAUAUCGCAAACUAUCUUGGUACUGAAGGCUGCAUUGUGUACGCGCAGUCCUUCUCUACUGUAUCGAGUGUCAUUCCGGCCUUUUGCAAGCGUGGCGACGUUAUAAUUGCCGAUGAAGCCGUGAACUAUUCAAUUCGAAAAGGAUUACAGGCUUCUCGAAGUAACAUCAAAUGGUUCAAGCACGGUCAGAUGGAUGAUUUAGAACGGGUAAUGAAAGCGGUCGCUCUUGAACAGGCCAAGGGAAAGAGGCUUACACGGCGAUUCAUUGUCACAGAAGGCCUUUUCGAGACUUGUGGAGAUGUAACGGACCUUCCGAUUCUCGUGGAACUAAAAGAGAGAUACAAAUUUCGCAUCAUCCUUGAUGAAACCUGGUCUUUUGGAGUCCUUGGGCGGACUGGUCGUGGCCUCACUGAAUCCCAGAACGUUGACCCGCAACAGGUCGAUAUGAUUGUCGGGUCUCUCUCCGGACCUUUAUGCGCUGGCGGCGGUUUCUGUGCUGGGGCCAAAGACGUUGUCGAACACCAGCGCAUUACAUCUUCCGCUUACACCUACUCGGCUGCCUUGCCAGCCAUGCUGGCUAUGACAGCUAGUGAGACACUCAGUCUCCUUCAAUCAAAUCCGGAUAUCCUCAGUCAAUGUCGGGAAAAUAUCAAAAUAAUGAAGUUGCAGUUGGACCCGCGCAGCGACUGGAUUGUCUGCACUAGUGCAUUGGAAAACCCAAUCAUGUUACUCGUGCUCAGGCCAGAGGUGAUUAAGGCCAAAAAGCUGAGUAUUGAAGAUCAGGAACGAAUCUUCCUAGACUGUGCCGACGAGUGCUUAACGAACGGAGUUCUUGUUGCGAGACUAAAGACCAGGCCGUAUGCGCAUGCCAUUAAAGCUCGCGAUACCAGUUGGGUUGCUCAGCCUGCCUUGAAGAUUUGCAUCACGUCGGCACUUUCCAAGAAGGAUAUUGAAAAGGCGGGUGCAACAAUACGGCAUGCUAUCACAAAAGUUAUGACACGCAAGACAAGCGGCAAGAUUGGCUAG